This is a messenger RNA of Andrographis paniculata, 427 nucleotides long. RefSeq lists its product as uncharacterized. The record is from RefSeq and is a predicted model, not a curated record. Bases 23 to 316 code for a protein of 97 amino acids. The transcript has 3 exons. Lineage: Eukaryota; Viridiplantae; Streptophyta; Magnoliopsida; Lamiales; Acanthaceae.
AGUAUUAUUUGAUUAUUAAUUAAUGGCAGCGGGAGUUGUUGAGAAGAUGAAGAAAAGCUUUCUUCAUCUGGUGGAAUCUGUUAAGUCUUGUGGCUGCACCAAACCUCCUCCUCCCCCUCCCCCUCCCCCAACUGCACCGCCAACAGGAAACGAGAGCGCGGGAGGAGGAGAGUGCGAAGAAGUUGAGGAGAAUGCAGAAAAUGAAGAGGGGCAGGUGGGAGCCAGGGGCCCGACUCCUCCUAACAAUCCUCCCAUUCCUACAGCUACUCAUCCUCUGCCUGCAACAGCCACUGCACAACACAACACACCACAAUAAUAAUUAUAUAUUAUUUAUGAUUAUGACUUUAUGAUUGUUAAUUAAUGUCAUGCCAUUAAUAUGGCAGCCUCAUCAUCUGUAAUUUAAUUAAGUCUCGAGUGAUUACAUUAA